AUAUUUUUUUACAUCGGUGCCAUAGACAAUCUGUAAACGAAUCAUAAACGAAUCCAUUUCAAACGUCAAAGUCAAACAAUUCUUUCUUUCAGUUCGUUGACAACGUGAAGGGAGGACAACUCUUCCACUAUGUCGUCUAAGGUAUCGCGUGAUACGCUUUACGAGUGCGUAAAUGCCGUCCUCCAGGCAUCGAAGGACAAGAAACGUAACUUUUUGGAGACAGUCGAGCUUCAAAUUGGUCUGAAGAACUAUGACCCCCAGAAGGACAAGCGUUUCUCAGGCACCGUCAAGUUGAAGUACAUUCCCCGGCCCAAGAUGCAGGUGUGUGUGCUUGGAGACCAGCAGCACUGUGACGAGGCUAAGUCACUUACGGUGCCCUGCAUGGACGCUGAGGCACUCAAGAAACUUAACAAGAACAAGAAGCUUGUUAAGAAACUGGCCAAGAAAUAUGAUGCCUUCCUUGCAUCAGAAUCCCUCAUCAAGCAGAUCCCCCGUCUAUUGGGUCCUGGUCUCAACAAGGCUGGCAAGUUCCCUGGUCUCCUCUCCCACCAGGAGUCCAUGACACAGAAGAUUGAUGAAGUCAAGGCUACCAUCAAGUUCCAAAUGAAGAAGGUAUUGUGCUUGUCUGUGGCUGUUGGUCACGUAGACAUGACCCCUGAUGAGCUUGCACAGAACGUGCACUUGUCGAUCAACUUCCUGGUGUCGCUGCUCAAGAAGCACUGGCAAAACGUGCGCUCCCUUCAUAUGAAGUCCACCAUGGGCCCACCCCAGAGAUUGUACUAAGCCUACUUCAAUAAACUUGACUUAACAACA
Helicoverpa zea (corn earworm) is the source of this 813-nucleotide messenger RNA. It is a transcript of the gene RpL10Ab, whose product is annotated as 60S ribosomal protein L10a. Gene Ontology annotation, cellular component: large ribosomal subunit. The coding region runs from base 130 to 783 and encodes 217 amino acids. The transcript is spliced from 5 exons. Gene Ontology annotation, molecular function: RNA binding; structural constituent of ribosome. Lineage: Eukaryota; Metazoa; Arthropoda; Insecta; Lepidoptera; Noctuidae. Gene Ontology annotation, biological process: translation. The record is from RefSeq and is a predicted model, not a curated record.